Molecule: messenger RNA, 1539 nt
Organism: Diabrotica virgifera virgifera (western corn rootworm)
Lineage: Eukaryota; Metazoa; Arthropoda; Insecta; Coleoptera; Chrysomelidae
Exons: 9
Coding region: 490-1407 (305 amino acids)
Biological process (GO): synapse organization
Cellular component (GO): neuron projection membrane
Source: RefSeq, a predicted model, not a curated record
UGGCGCCCGACAGACGGGGCUGAGAGUUUGCUUACUUUGCCGAUAUCCUGGAUUAUUUUGUGUAUGGAUGUUGGAAGUUUGAGUGUUAUCACCAAUAAAUUUAAAUAAAGGAAGAGUUGCAAUUCUUACUUUGGGUCCCCAGACAAAGACGAGUAUUAGUAAUAUCGUAGUGUUGGUAACUCAAUUUGUGAAAAAUUUACACUUGUAUCACUAUUUCCAUAAAGGGCAAUGAUGACGAACCAAAAACUACGCCAACAAUUCCAGUAAAGAAUGGUCCACACUAAUAGGUUUGAUGGAAAAAACAGUUGUGUAAACUUUAAAAUACAAUAAACGUAGGACGCAUUAGGAAAACUAAUUUUAAAUGUGGAAAUCCAAAGUAAUGUUAUACUUUUAUUCAUUUAAAUGGAUAUUAAAUUGCUUUCUCUUUUGAAGAAAAUCCAAAAUUUUUCAUAUUGUUAAAAAUAAGCUUCAUAUAUAUAUGAACUUAACAUGAAUAUUAAUUACAAACACAUGAAUGCAUCACUAAUGGUUUUAAUACUUGGUUUCGACUUGGGAAUAUGUAGUAUCAUCUCGAAUAACAUCUACCCUAUAAAAUUUCUAGAUCAGAAACAAGUAACAAAUUCAAAUCAUAAAGUACAAAAAAGAAAAGUUCAACUGGAUCCACAAAAAAAACAUGUCCCAACUGUUAAGGGACAAACUUGGUCAACCUCCAAAUUACAUUGUACUGUUCCAACCAUAGGAAAGCAGAAUGUUACAUUUAAAUGGUCAAAACAGCAAUCUUCCAAUGAAUUUUUUCCUUUAACAACAUUAGACACAACAUACAUGGUGAACGUAUCAUCGUCGAUGUGGGUUGGUGACGAUAAAAGGUAUAAUUCAACAUUAGACCAAGAAGAUAAAGAUUGGAUUCUCACUAUAAAAUUUGCACAACUCUCAGACGCUGGAAAUUACCAAUGCGAAAUAUGCAUUUUUGAGAAAUGCUCUACGUCUAUUGUCCACCUCAAACUUCAAGAGGCACGUGCAAAAAUAAUUGGAGGUCCUGUAAAGGUGAUACCGAGUGACAAAGAGCUUCCCCUUCGCCUUAGCUGCGAGCUGAUAAACUCGAUGGAAAAGCCGUCUUAUAUAUUUUGGUAUCAUGGGGACAGGAUGAUAAACUAUGACCUCGAGGACGGGGCCACCGUCAGAGAAGGACCUCAGGGAAGCGAACUGAUCUUUCAGAAAGCGAACAAAACGCACGCGGGGAACUACUCGUGCGUGCCGUCGAACGCGAGGUUGGAUAGUGUUACGGUGUAUUACGGAGAGGUAGGAUGUGAUCCAUUCGGAGAUGGUAAUGGUACUAAAAUGACACACCAAGAACGACAUAUGACUAUCUUUAUAUUAAUAAUCCUGUUUUGUUUUCUUAGACAAUGAUUAGAUAUAAGAUUUUUAGAAAGUUACCAAUUUGUAUAAUUUCAAGUUCUCCACUAAAUAAAAAGUAUCUUAUUAUCAAAUAACAAAUUGGUCAAAUUAUGAACUGUUUCAUGUGAAAUAAAAUUUUAAACA